Messenger RNA from Rhinolophus ferrumequinum (greater horseshoe bat), 7522 nucleotides. RefSeq names its product ATPase phospholipid transporting 9A (putative) (gene ATP9A). The record is from RefSeq and is a predicted model, not a curated record. The coding region runs from base 87 to 3230 and encodes 1047 amino acids. Gene Ontology annotation, biological process: phospholipid translocation; endocytosis; retrograde vesicle-mediated transport, Golgi to endoplasmic reticulum. Gene Ontology annotation, cellular component: endosome; plasma membrane; trans-Golgi network. Gene Ontology annotation, molecular function: ATP binding; ATP hydrolysis activity; ATPase-coupled intramembrane lipid carrier activity. The transcript is spliced from 28 exons. Lineage: Eukaryota; Metazoa; Chordata; Mammalia; Chiroptera; Rhinolophidae.
CGGCGGGUGGCGGCGCGGAGGCCGGACCGGGCGGCGGCCCAGGCUGCGCGGGGGGCGCGGCAGCCAAGGCGGGAGGCGCGGGCGACAUGACGGACAACAUCCCGCUGCAGCCGGUGCGCCAGAAGAAGCGGAUGGACAGCAGGCCCCGCGCCGGGUGCUGCGAAUGGCUGAGAUGCUGUGGUGCAGGGGACCCCAGGCCCCGCACUGUCUGGUUGGGGCACCCCGAGAAGAGAGACCAGAGAUACCCUCGAAAUGUCAUCAACAAUCAGAAGUACAACUUCUUCACCUUUCUUCCUGGGGUGCUGUUUAACCAGUUCAAGUACUUUUUCAACCUCUAUUUCUUACUUCUCGCCUGCUCGCAGUUUGUUCCCGAGAUGAGACUUGGUGCCCUCUAUACCUACUGGGUUCCCCUGGGCUUCGUGCUGGCCGUCACCAUCAUACGAGAGGCGGUGGAGGAGACCCGAUGCUACCUGCGGGACAAAGAAGUCAACUCCCAGGUCUACAGCCGGCUCUCAGCGAGAGGGACCGUGAAGGUGAAGAGCGCCAACAUCCAAGUUGGAGAUCUUAUCAUCGUUGAAAAGAACCAGCGGGUCCCUGCUGACAUGAUCUUCCUGAGGACAUCAGAAAAAAACGGGUCUUGCUUCCUGAGGACAGAUCAGCUGGACGGGGAGACGGACUGGAAGCUGCGGCUCCCUGUGGCCUGCACGCAGAGGCUCCCCACGGCUGCUGACCUUCUGCAGAUUCGAUCGUAUAUCUAUGCAGAGGAGCCAAAUAUCGACAUUCACAACUUUGUGGGAACGUUUACCCGAGAGGACAGCGACCCUCUGAUCAGCGAGAGCUUGAGCAUAGAGAACGCGCUCUGGGCUGGCACCGUCAUCGCAUCAGGAACUGUUGUGGGUGUUGUUCUUUACACUGGCAGAGAACUCCGGAGUGUCAUGAAUACAUCCAACCCUCGAAGCAAGAUUGGCCUGUUUGACCUGGAAGUGAACUGCCUCACCAAGAUCCUGUUUGGCGCUCUGGUGGUGGUGUCCCUGGUCAUGGUGGCCCUUCAGCACUUCGCCGGUCGUUGGUACCUUCAGAUUAUCCGCUUCCUUCUCUUGUUUUCCAACAUCAUUCCCAUCAGUUUGCGUGUGAACCUGGACAUGGGGAAGAUUGUGUACAGUUGGGUGAUUCGAAGGGAUUCAAAAAUCCCCGGGACCGUGGUUCGUUCCAGCACAAUUCCUGAGCAGCUGGGAAGGAUUUCUUACUUACUCACAGACAAGACAGGAACUCUUACCCAGAAUGAGAUGGUUUUCAAGCGGCUGCAUCUCGGCACAGUGGCCUAUGGCCUUGACUCAAUGGAUGAAGUACAAAGCCACAUAUUUAGUAUUUACACACAGCAACCGCAGGACCCACCUGCUCAGAAGGGCCCCGCGAUCACCACCAAAGUCCGUCGGACCAUGAGCAGCCGUGUGCACGAAGCUGUGAAGGCCAUCGCGCUCUGUCACAACGUGACUCCCGUGUACGAGUCCAACGGCGUGACCGACCAGGCUGAGGCCGAGAAGCAGUACGAAGACUCGUGCCGCGUGUACCAGGCAUCCAGCCCGGACGAGGUGGCCCUGGUACAGUGGACGGAAAGUGUGGGCUUAACCCUGGUGGGCCGAGACCAGUCUUCCAUGCAGCUGAGGACCCCUGGCGACCAGAUCCUGAAUUUCACCAUCUUACAGAUCUUCCCUUUCACCUACGAAAGCAAGCGGAUGGGCAUCAUUGUGAGGGAUGAAUCAACUGGGGAAAUUACAUUCUACAUGAAGGGAGCAGACGUCGUCAUGGCUGGCAUCGUACAGUACAACGACUGGCUGGAGGAAGAGUGUGGAAACAUGGCCCGGGAGGGGCUGCGUGUGCUCGUCGUGGCAAAGAAAUCUCUAGCAGAGGAGCAGUAUCAAGACUUUGAAGCCCGCUAUGUCCAGGCCAAGCUGAGUGUGCACGACCGCUCUCUCAAAGUGGCCACUGUGAUCGAGAGCCUAGAGAUGGAGAUGGAGCUGCUGUGCCUGACCGGAGUGGAAGACCAGCUGCAAGCGGACGUGCGGCCCACCCUGGAGACGCUGAGGAAUGCUGGCAUCAAGGUUUGGAUGCUGACAGGGGACAAGCUGGAGACAGCUACAUGCACAGCGAAGAAUGCACAUCUGGUGACCAGAAACCAAGACAUCCACGUUUUUCGGCUGGUGACCAACCGUGGCGAGGCCCACCUUGAGCUGAACGCCUUCCGCAGGAAGCACGACUGCGCCCUGGUCAUCUCUGGAGACUCGCUGGAGGUUUGCCUCAAGUACUACGAGUAUGAGUUCAUGGAGCUGGCCUGCCAGUGCCCGGCGGUGGUCUGCUGCCGCUGCGCCCCCACCCAGAAGGCCCAGAUCGUGCGCCUGCUCCAGGAACGCACCGGAAAGCUCACCUGUGCUGUAGGUGAUGGAGGCAACGAUGUCAGUAUGAUCCAGGAAUCUGACUGCGGCGUGGGCGUGGAGGGAAAGGAAGGAAAACAGGCUUCCUUGGCUGCAGACUUCUCCAUCACUCAGUUUAAGCAUCUCGGCCGGUUGCUCAUGGUCCAUGGCCGGAACAGCUACAAGCGCUCAGCGGCCCUCAGCCAGUUCGUGAUCCAUAGGAGCCUCUGUAUUAGCACCAUGCAGGCUGUCUUUUCCUCCGUGUUUUACUUUGCCUCCGUUCCUCUCUACCAAGGAUUCCUCAUCAUUGGCUACUCUACCAUUUACACCAUGUUUCCUGUAUUUUCUCUGGUCCUGGACAAAGAUGUCAAGUCAGAAGUUGCCAUGCUGUAUCCAGAGCUCUACAAGGAUCUCCUCAAGGGACGGCCGUUGUCCUACAAGACAUUCUUAAUAUGGGUUUUGAUUAGCAUCUGUCAAGGGAGUACCAUCAUGUAUGGGGCGCUGCUGCUGUUCGAGUCAGAAUUUGUGCAUAUCGUGGCGAUUUCCUUCACGUCGCUGAUCCUCACGGAGCUGCUGAUGGUGGCCCUGACCAUCCAGACCUGGCACUGGCUGAUGACGGUGGCCGAGUUGCUCAGCCUGGCCUGCUACAUCGCCUCCCUGGUGUUCUUACACGAAUUCAUUGAUGUGUACUUCAUCGCCACUUUGUCGUUCUUGUGGAAAGUCUCUGUUAUCACUCUGGUCAGCUGUCUCCCCCUCUACAUCCUCAAGUACCUACGAAGACGGUUCUCUCCCCCCAGCUACUCGAAGCUCACGUCGUAGGCUGGGCGCUCGGUUGAGGAGACUCCGGUCUCUGCGUCCCUGAUGGACAGAGUUCAAGUUCCGUUUAUCUUAGCCUCCCCCUGUGGACCUUGCAGUAAUCGCUAACGCGUGCAGUUUGGAUGUGACGAGGCUCUGCACGACGUCCGAACACUGAAUACACAGGAGGGAGGCUCCGAAGAGGGGCCCACGCAGGCCCGGUGGAGCCCGGUGGGGCCCCUGGUGAUUCCUGUCUGAGCGAAUGUGAAUAUGUUCAGUCUGGUGGCUCAGCCAAGACACUUCUAUCUGGGUCACUGUGCAAGCUUCCUUAUGACUUGAAUUUUGUGGUCAUGUGAUAAAAGUUUCUGUCUAGUGGAAGAUUGUAGAGGAUUUUUUUUUUUUUAAAACAACCCUAAUGUGUGUACUCUUUACGUCUUUCUCGCUCUCAAAAACUGGUUUCGGAGAAAUGUGCAGCUCUUGGCGUAGGUUUGGGGGAAAAGACACUGACAUUUGGUAAAACGUUAUCCAAUUUGGAAAUGCUAAACACCCUCUCUAAGGCAGCCCUGCUUGUUGAAGCUGAACUGGCUUCCCAGGAUUAGAAAAAUCAAAGGAGAGGCAGGGACAGAGAGUGCCGUAAAGCCAAGAUGUUACCCUUCGUCUCCUUCAACAUCCACCCCCCUCCAGUUAGUGUCACCUGCCACCUCGUAAAAGAAUUUCAAAGGCGUUAUCCUGCUUUGUUCAGACCUGGUAACAAUUAUAAAGCCUGUGGCUGUCUGAGGACACCCUCAGACGUUUACAGCAGAGUUGUUUUAGCAAGAAACGUGCCACCGAACAGCCCCUAAAUGUUGUCGACAGGGUGAUAAGAGACUCGAGUAAUUCUUUAGACAACACGGCACAUGUGGCUGAGACCCUGGGUCCAAAGUGGAAAGGUCAGGAUUGGGUCUCUUUACUUGCACAGAAACCUGUUUCCUGUUAGGAGGAAUUAUUGGGGACGAAGGGACAGCGGCAGAGGCAUCUUGCUGCGUUGUCAUUUGUGGUGGCAGCUUCAAGUAAGGAGCCCCCGUGGGAAAAGGCCCGGGCUACAGCUCUGGGCCCUGGGCUCCAGCCUACAGAUUUCCCCGGGAACGUACCGAACGGCAGCCAGUCGUAGAGACCCCUCCCCCACCAGGAUGGAGUACAUGCAUGUGUGUUUCUUAUAAAGCUGUGGCUUCUCGUUUCAGAGGAAGAAGGCAGUUUGCAAGCACUGGACGUGGCAGGGCAAGACGUUCUUGGGCUUUCCCAGUCACUUCUCGCAGCAGCCACAUAUGCAUGCCAUAAGGGUUGAUUUUCAAGAGCUGACUGUGUUUGAUAUCUUAGGUUUGUGAUUAAUUCCUUAUGAGUACAUACCCUUCAACCCGUCAGCAUGGCGCUUCCUGUGUGUGCGUCAGAAACGUAAGCUCUGGCCUGGUUGCUGAUGCCUGCCCGCUACCUGAAGGUGGUCUUGCUCUCGGAGGGUUGGGGAUAUGGGGAGCCAAUGGUUUCUUGUCUUUGGAGCACCCUUGAUAUGCUCGUGUAUUUACCUUGCCCUUUCUAAAACACGUUAUAAAAUGACAGUAAGUUGAGGCGCUGGUAAAUUGGUUAUUGGCAUCACAUCUGUUGGGUUUUAAGAUUCUGCAGUUUCUCCCAACCCCUUUUUGUUCCAGCCAUUUCUGCCCUCCAGAAAAGAGCUACAGAGAGUGUCCAGUGCAGUGAAAGAGUGGUUAUUUAGGAAUAGAAUCUUCGCCCAGAACUUUGAGAAAGGUUGAGCAGGUCUAACUUUUUCACUGCGUGAUUUUAUGCAGUUUUGAAGGUAGAAGAGGAGGACGUGGUGCUCAAACUGUUUGCGCCUCAGUUUGUGUUCUUGGAAGUCAGACUGUAAAACUGGAAAUCCUAAGUAGUUCCACUCUGAGUUUGCAAACCCUGAACCUGGCCUUGUUCGCAGACAGGCAAUGGCACCUGCAAGUAGGUCUCACGGAUUCCUUGUUAGGAAAUUUUAAUGUUUCCGGCAGAUACAGGGGAUGAAGUUGGUCUCUUUGGUCUUUGCCUUAAUUCCCAAGUUUGAUCAAAAUGUGUGAGUUGACUUUUAAAGUCAAUACCUAAGGUACUGCUUGACAUCUUGAAGGGAGAAAGCUUCUAAGAGGGAGCUGAAGAAGACAUCCCUGGAAGACGAAGGAUGCUCGUCCAUGCCACCAAAAACGUCCUUGUUUUGUUGUCUCGGCCACACUCUGGUGUAGACAGUCCAGGGAGAGAGGGAUACCACCCCUGUCACUGUCAGCUUGCUCACACCACCUGCUGGGGUCCUUGAGUGUCUAGGAAUGCACACGUGUGUUUCUCAAACUCUGGAGACCCAAAGAGCGGGAGCUGCAGUCGGUUGAGUGUGCGUAAUCGUUACCCGCAGACAUCAGACUGUAAUCCCGACAGAGCCAGGGUACAUGCGGGUACUUCCGUGAGUUACCUUAUUUGUGAGAAAGACCAACCAACCAACCAACAAAACACCUGAGCUGUUUUACAGGAAACUUGAGUUCACAGACAUUAAGCGUAAAGAUUCUGUUGACGUUUUUCUUGGCUCGUCAGUCCAUCUGGAACGAACUUGGGAAGCACCACUGAGACCUUCCCCUCACCUUGGGACUCAGUGGGACCAGAGUCUCCCAACAGCUGGUUGAAUUGGAGGCCAGAGGCCCCAUGGCCACAAUCAACUGUUCAAACGCCUCCUUCAAGUGAAAAGGACAGGUCCCCCUCACUGCCCUUCCACAACACUAGGUUUUUCUGUCAGAGGAAGCAUUUUCAUUAUUUCAUGACUUUUAUUGUAUCUUUUGGUGGUGGGUGGGUGUGUGGGGGGCAAGAUGGGAUCUGUUGGUUUCUCUUCCCCUCCCCCCUUUUCCUCCCUUUCUCUAAGAAAAUGGCCAGACAAGCUUCUUCCUCUUGAGUGAUUUCUUAUCUGACAGUUUGGAUUCUAAUUUUGAGAGCGUGCCCACACACGUGUGUGUUGCCGAUGGUGCGAGGUUGCUCGCAUUGACUCGGGCUGCCUGGGACAAAGGACUUCACCACAAAACAGUGAAGAGCACCUCGACGUUGGAGCGAGUCCCCUGUUUACAGCUACCUGGAGCUGGGGGGCCACGAGCUGGGAUUUCUCCCACUCUUAGUAGUAUUCUAUCCAGAUCACAGACUAGCUUCCUUUAAGGGAAUCUCCGCCCCUUUUUUUUCUUUUUGGUAGCAGUAUCUUAAAUACCAACAUCUGCUUCCCCAUUCCUCAGUAUGUUCUCUGCUGAAAAUUUAGGGUAUUUUGACAACUUUUGAAUGUAUUUUGAGUUUUGUGCUCAUCGGAAAUUGAGAUGAUAUGCCUGUUUUUGUUCCUCCAGACUUUUGUUUUUAUACUUUGUUUUGUUUCUGCUGGGGUGAGGAUAGCAACGCCCUCACGCCUUUAUGGGGCAGUAUUUUAAACCUUUGCCAAAAUUGCAAAUGGGACCUACGUGUUCUUCCGCUCCAUCCUACCCAAGGCAAACACCUAUCAGCUGUUUUUAUCUUUAAUCUUUUUUGUGUUUCUGAGUGAGUGAGUGAGUGUGUGUGUGUGUGUAUGUGUGUGUGUGUGGUCAUCCCACGUUGUUUGAAGAGAGAUUUGGUUUGGGUUAAAAUUCCAUCACUCCCAGCUUUUUCAUUAAGAAAAUUACAAGGAGCUUUGUAAAUACAACAGAUUUUAUUUCUCCCCCUUUCUUUUAAUGUAACACUUCGCCACUUAUGUAUACUUCUUAUGAACUAUUUCCAUUAAUUAUGUUCAUUUCAUCUUGGAAAAAGUACGUUUUUGGAUGGAACUGAAUGAAGAGUGUCACAUUGUGUGAGCAGUGUUCGUAGCACCUUAUGCCAAAGCAGCGUUACCUGCGAAACUGUCCUUUCUGUCACAGCCAGGCUGGGGGUGCAGUCGGAACGUCACUGGACAAUGUCAGUGAAUAUUGUGUUUGGGGGGGACAGGUAGGGGGUGCGGUAUUCGCAAAAAGAAAAAUCGUGGCUAAUUUAUUAUUUGGCUGCGAUGGGGCUCAUGGUAAAUAUUCCAUCGAGUUGCUCAUUAGGUCUCUUUGUAUGUAAUCCUCAUUGUCAGUGUUCGUUCACCAGGACGGCAUUUUUUUGAUUAGAGGGGGGCUCUGGUGCAGUGUGCUUUAAUUUAGCAGGAAAUCCCAGAUGAUUUAAAUUCUCUCGAUCCCGUGAUGACACACAUGUGAUCCUGCGUGUGAUCCGAGCGGUUCUGCUUUCAUUGUCUGCCAGCGUGGCCCGUUGCUGUUGCCCAAUAAAGCUUGUGUACUUUA